Molecule: messenger RNA, 1020 nt
Organism: Epinephelus fuscoguttatus (brown-marbled grouper)
Lineage: Eukaryota; Metazoa; Chordata; Actinopteri; Perciformes; Serranidae
Gene: brms1la
Product: BRMS1 like transcriptional repressor a
Exons: 9
Coding region: 170-958 (262 amino acids)
Biological process (GO): negative regulation of transcription by RNA polymerase II
Cellular component (GO): Sin3-type complex
Molecular function (GO): histone deacetylase binding
Source: RefSeq, a predicted model, not a curated record
GCUCCCUACACAAAUAAGAGCGCCCUACAGAGAUUUGUUUUUAGCCUAGCAGGGACACACGAGUGAAAUUGUAACCGAGUAAAAAAUAACUUCAAGCUUUUUUGGUUUUCUUAAAACAUUCUCGCAAACGCCCUGCAUCUCUCCAUCGUUCUGGAGUAAACCUGCUACCAUGCCGGGACACCGUGAUCGGGAGAAGAAGGAGAGCACAGCAGAGGAGAUGGAGGUGGAAGAGCACGAGCAAGACGCGUCCAGCUCAGAGGAGGAAGAUUCUGACACCUCCUCUGUCUCUGAGGAUGGAGACAGCUCUGAAAUGGAUGAGGAGGACUGUGAGCGGAGGAGGAUGGAGUGUCUCGAUGAAAUGUCCAACCUGGAGAAACAGUUCACAGAUCUCAAAGACCAGCUGUAUCGUGAGCGUCUUAGUCAGGUGAACAGCAAGCUGGCAGAGGUGGAGGCUGGGCGGGCAGCAGAAUAUCUGGAGCCUCUGGCUGUACUGCUAGAGAACAUGCAGGUCCGCACAAAAGUGGCAGGUAUCUACAGAGAGUUGUGUCUGGAGUCUGUGAAGAACAAGUAUGAGUGUGAGAUCCAGGCAGCAUGCCAGCACUGGGAGAGUGAGAAGCUGCUGCUGUUCGACACAGUACAGAGUGAACUGGAGGAGAAAAUCAGAAGACUGGAGGAAGACAGACAUAGCAUAGAUAUUACAUCAGAGUUAUGGAAUGAUGAGCUUUCAGGAAGGAAGAAGAGGAGAGACGCUUUAAGUCCAGAUAAGAAGAGGAGACGACCUUCAGUGGUGUCUGGCCCAUAUAUUGUUUACAUGCUACCUGACUUGGACAUCCUGGAGGACUGGACAGCUAUCAGAAAGGCUGUGGCUACUCUGGGUCCCCACAGAGGGAAGGCCGACUCUGACAGCCCUGUGUUCCCAUUCAGACCAGACAGGAGCAGACCCAUUCUUAACUGCUGAGGAACACACACACACACACACACACACACACACACACACACACACACACACUCAGUCACACA